AUGUCCACUCCCAGGCAGAGCCGUGCCGCCCUAAAGAAGUUUCCGCCCAACACGCUCGUCACCACCUCACGGAACACUGCCACGGCGAGGAGAGUGUGUCAGACCAUCACAGCCCCUCAACACCACCACCACCACCACCACCACCAGCGUCAUGGAGGCUGCAGGGAGGGGCGGCAGGAAGGCACGGCGGAGACGGGCUAAGAAGAACAUGAACACUGUCGGCAGCCCUGCGGAGUGUCCAGUGUGCAUGACAGGCUAUGAUGGCACCGUACAGCGGCCGCGCACCCUGCCCUGCGGCCACACAGUCUGCACGCUGUGCGUAGAUCAGCUGAAGGUGCAGGGCCGUGUUGCCUGCCCAGAGUGCCGCGUCAGCCAUGCCGUGCCCGAGGGAGGGCAGUUCCCUGUCAGUUAUGCUGUUGAGUCCUUCAUAAGAAUGAUGAGAGACGCUGAGGUGGCUCCAGCGGCAGCAACCUCGCCGCCACCCAGUGCCGGGGAAGGGGAAGGAGCAGCAGCAGCAGCAGCAGCAGCAGGGGCGGCUGGCAAGAAGGAGGCGGCGGGUCUCUCCAAGAAAAUGCGUUCCUUCCUGCAGGAACAGGAGGCCACAGUUGUGGCCGCCAUCACCGCCUGCCGGGAGGCUCAGUCGCAGCUGGACCAGUACCAGACGACCCUGGCAGGCUGGCGCGAGCAGCAGCAGCAGCUGGAGGACAGGCUCCUGGGACUGGUGGACCAGAGCAGGAGUGCCAGGGAGCUCCUGCAGCAGGAAGAGUCCCGUGCGGCGGCCAAGGAGGAGGAGCUAAAGAAGGGGGAGCAGGGGCUGCAGACCGUGCUGGAGACGUUGCACACCCUUACAACAGAGCAAGAAGCAGGUGCGGCGGUGACUGAAGUGUUUCGUUGCACUGGCGAGGCAGAGCAGGCAGUGGAGGAGUGCCGAGAAGGUUUUCCUGAUGCCAGCACCGUCACCACCGCCAGGAAGGUGAACGUGGCAUCUAGUGCAACCCUGGAGACUGUCCAGGCAGCUCUGGAAACACUUGCUACAGAGGAGCCCAGGCCCCAGGCAGACCCAGACUCCACCGUCAUGGACAGACUGCACCUCAUCUGGACAGGGAGCUUAACGGCCGAGGACCUCCGCAGCCUGACGCAGCCCGCCAGGCGCCUGCUGGAGGCUGGCCGGGUGUUUGCUGUCCACCAGGCGGAAGGUCAGCGCCGACACGCAAGAAUAAGCCUUGAAGCCGGCCAACUGUGCCUCCACGCCCUGAAGGACGAUCCCACGCCACGGGGCGCGGCAACCCUGCAGGUGAGCGAGGUUGUGCCGCCCUCCCCCCCCUGCACGGUGUUCCUGGACCUGUCCUGGCCGGGCAGCGCGCCGCGGCGGGUCCAAAUCCGUCUGAGCCCCGACACCCCGCGGGGCAGACAGUUCUUACUGUUGUGCACGGGGCAGCGCGGCCCCUCCUACGUUAACACCAGGUUGUUCGGGGUGGAUAGGAAGGGGGAGGCGGGAGAGUUUGUGAUGGGCGGGGACUACGAGAGUAACGAUGGUAGUGGAUCAUCCGUCCUGCUGCCUGGCCUUGAUGAGGGUGAGUACCGGAAGUCAGGCCGGGCGGGGGAUGUGUUUGGGGUGGGGUGGACUGACCCUAUCCGGGGUGUGUUUGGUCAGUUUGGCAUCUACACCAGAGACCGUCAGGGUGGUGGUGGGUGUCCUCGUGUCUUCGGUGAGGUGGUGGACGGACUGCACGUGGUGGCCGAGGCAGCCCAACACAGGAACAUUAAGGAGGUGACUGUGGCGGACUGUGGUGUGGUGUUGUGAGGGUAAUGGCCACCACCACCACCACCACCACAGCAAGGUUAUGGAGGUGACUGUGGCGUGGUGUUGUGAGGGUAAUGGCCACCACCACCACCACCACCACAGCAAGGUUAUGGAGGUGACUGUGGCGUGGUGUUGUGAGGGUAAUGGCCACCACCACCACCACCACAGCAAGGUUAUGGAGGUGACUGUGGCGUGGUGUUGUGAGGGUAAUGGCCACCACCACCACCACCACCACAGCAAGGUUAUGGAGGUGACUGUGGCGUGGUGUUGUGAGGGUAAUGGCCACCACCACCACCACAGCAAGGUUAUGGAGGUGACUGUGGCGUGGUGUUGUGAGGGUAAUGGCCAUCACCACCACCACCACCACCACCACCACAGCAAGGUUAUGGAGGUGACUGUGGCGUGGCGUUGUGAGGGUAAUGGCCACCACCACCACCACCACCACCACCACAGCAAGAUUAUGGAGGUGACUGUGGCGUGGUGUUGUGAGGGUAAUGACCACCACCACCACCACCACAGCAAGAUUAUGGAGGUGACUGUGGCGUGGUGUUGUGAGGGUAAUGACCACCACCACCACCACCACCACCACCACAGCAAGAUUAUGGAGGUGACUGUGGCGUGGUGUUGUGAGGGUAAUGGCCACCACCACCACCACCACCACCACAGCAAGGUUAUGGAGGUGACUGUGGUGUGGUGUUGAGAGGGUAAUGGCCACCACCACCACCACCACCACCACAGCAAGGUUAUGGAGGUGACUGUGGCGUGGUGUUGUGAGGGUAAUGGCCACCACCACCACCACCACCACCACAGCAAGGUUAUGGAGGUGACUGUGGCGUGGUGUUGUGAGGGUAAUGUCCACCACCACCACCACCACCACAGCAAGGUUAUGGAGGUGACUGUGGUGUGGUGUUGUGAGGGUAAUGGCCACCACCACCACCACCACCACCACAGCAAGGUUAUGGAGGUGACUGUGGUGUGGUGUUGUGAGGGUAAUGGCCACCACCACCACCACCACCACAGCAAGGUUAUGGAGGUGACUGUGGCGUGGUGUUGUGAGGGUAAUGGCCACCACCACCACCACCACCACCACAGCAAGGUUAUGGAGGUGACUGUGGCGUGGUGUUGUGAGGGUAAUGGCCACCACCACCACCACCACCACCACAGCAAGGUUAUGGAGGUGACUGUGGCGUGGUGUUGUGAGGGUAAUGGCCACCACCACCACCACCACCACAGCAAGGUUAUGGAGGUGACUGUGGCGUGGUGUUGUGAGGGUAAUGGCCACCACCACCACCACCACAGCAAGGUUAUGGAGGUGACUGUGGCGUGGUGUUGUGAGGUCAAUAUUUGGUUGAAUUCAUGUAACAUCCUGGGUGAUAUUUUGCGUGAAGUUUCGUGCACUUCAUAAACACUUGAUGUAAUGUGUUAGUUUCUUGGGGCAUCCUUGUAGCAGCCAGUGUGAUGUUUUGUGCACUUCAUAAACACUUGAUGUAGUGUGUUAGUUUCUUGGGGCAUCCUUGUAACAGCCAGUGUGAUGUUUUGUGCACUUCAUAAACACUUGAUGUAGUGUGUUAGUUUCUUGGGGCAUCCUUGUAACAGCCAGUGUGAUGUUUUGUGCACUUCAUAAACACUUGAUGUAAUGUGUUAGUUUCUUGGGGCAUCCUUGUAACAGCCAGUGUGAUGUUUUGUGCACUACAUAAACACUUGAUGUAA
This is a messenger RNA of Eriocheir sinensis (Chinese mitten crab), 3514 nucleotides long. RefSeq lists its product as uncharacterized. Gene Ontology annotation, biological process: protein ubiquitination. Gene Ontology annotation, molecular function: ubiquitin protein ligase activity. The coding region runs from base 152 to 1804 and encodes 550 amino acids. Lineage: Eukaryota; Metazoa; Arthropoda; Malacostraca; Decapoda; Varunidae. The record is from RefSeq and is a predicted model, not a curated record. The transcript is spliced from 3 exons.